AUGUCACCAUCAAAAGAUGGAACUGCGGAAAAUAAUGAAGGAAAAACAUUAGGAACGGCAAUAAAUACACAACAAGUAGACACCGUUAAUAACAGCAGCAGCAACAGCACGCCAAAACCUAAUAUUGCUGCAACUAAUUCUAAAAUAACAAAUAGUGAUGACAACAAUGAAGCAGCUGAUAAUUCUUCGGCAUCAAAUUAG
This is a messenger RNA of Entrophospora sp. SA101, 201 nucleotides long. Lineage: Eukaryota; Fungi; Glomeromycota; Glomeromycetes; Entrophosporales; Entrophosporaceae. The record is from the annotation of a GenBank genome assembly.